GGUUUCAAACAUUCAUCAACACCAUUUUCAUAUUUUCUUAAUUUCUUCACUUCAAUUCCACUUUUCCCAUCUGGGUUUUACUCCAAAUUCAAAAUCAUCAUCUGGGUUUCUUUAAUUUCCCCCAAAUUCCAUUUCCCAAUUGCAAAAAUCCCAAAUUUCUUGAAUCUUUAAGCUCAAUUGGGUUGAAAUCUUUAUCCAAAAAGCUUCAACCUUUGGGCUUUUUUUCUUGAAAUUUUUAUUGAAUUUUUGUGGGUUCGUUGUAGUUGAUGCGAUAGCAAUAUGAGAACAGAUUUUCACGGUUCAUCUUCACCCAAUUUUACUAAUUUUGGGCGGUCAAUCUUGAGUAUGAAGCGUGAUCAAGUGGGUCAUUCAGUAGAUCAAGAAACUCAAUAUCAAGAUUCUGAAAUUGAAGCUUUUCAAAGACAGGUAGCUCAGAGGUUUCAUGAGUUAUCUUUAGUUGAUUCACAUGAACUUUUGUCUGUUUCAUGGAUUUCAAAGCUUCUAGAUGUUUUCCUAUGUUGUCAAGAGGAGUUCAAAGCGAUAUUGUUUAACCACCAAUCUGCGUUGACCAAACACCCAAUGGAUAAACUUGUGUUUGACUAUUUUGAAAGAAGUGUGAAGGGGUUAGAUGUUUGUAACGCCAUUAGAGAUGGGAUUGAGCAGGUUAGACAAUGGCAGAGGCAGUUGGAGAUUGUGUUAUGUGCUUUGGAUAAUCAGAAAAGUCUUGGAGAAGGUCAAAUUCGACGUGCGAAAAAGGCGUUGGUCGAUUUGGCGAUCGGGAUGCUUGAUGAGAAGGAAUCAAGCACGAAUCUUGGUCAUAGAAACCGGUCGUUUGGGCGGUACCAAAAGGAUUCGCAUUCACAAAAACAUAACUUGAAGCAUUUUCGGUCAUUAUCUUGGAGUGUUUCGAGAUCUUGGUCGGCUUCGAAACAACUCCAAGCGAUUGGGAGCAACAUUGUCGUUCCCAAAGGUAGUGAGAUCAUUGCCACUAAUGGGCUUGCAGUGGCUGUUUACACAAUGAGUUGUGUGUUCUUGUUUGUGAUGUGGGCUUUAGUGGCUGCAAUCCCCUGUCAAGACCGCGGGUUACAAUCCCAUUUCAACAUCCCUAAAUCUUUCAUUUGGGGCGCCCCGAUUCUCUCGUUGCACGACAGGAUUUUGGAAGAGGCGAAGAAGAGGGAAAGGAGGAACACUAGUGGGCUUUUGAAGGAGAUUCAUGGGAUUGAGAAAGCAGCUCGAUUUAUGAACGAGUUGACCGAGUCAAUUCAGUUUCCGAUAGAUGAACAUAAGGAAGAAGAGGUUAGAAAAAGAGUUGAGGAGUUGAGGAUUGUUUAUGGAGGCUUAAAGGAUGGUUUAGAUCCAUUGGAGAAGCAAGUGAGGGAAGUAUUUCAUCGAAUUGUCAAGAGUAGAACCGCAGGGCUCGAUUCUAUUGGUAAAGGAAGUGAAUGAUUAAUGGUUUGAGCUCUUCUAUCCAUUCCUAUUAUCUUCUUGUUGCAAAUAGAUCAUCUUUUUUUAUAUAUAAUUUUGUUGUAUUUUAAUCAAGAAUGAAUGAUCUUGAACGAGUCUUGGAGGUGUAAAUGAUAUAAGCCAGCAUAUAUUAGGAACUUUUUUUUUGUGUUUUUAUAGAAAGGAUGAUAUGUUUUUGGUGAAAAGCAAAAUCUGAUAGUUUGGAAAGCUUAUGACUUUAAA
Molecule: messenger RNA, 1686 nt
Organism: Helianthus annuus (common sunflower)
Lineage: Eukaryota; Viridiplantae; Streptophyta; Magnoliopsida; Asterales; Asteraceae
Exons: 1
Coding region: 280-1446 (388 amino acids)
Source: RefSeq, a predicted model, not a curated record